Messenger RNA from Colletotrichum costaricense, 504 nucleotides. RefSeq lists its product as uncharacterized. The transcript has 2 exons. The record is from RefSeq and is a predicted model, not a curated record. Bases 1 to 504 code for a protein of 167 amino acids. NCBI's taxonomy places the organism in Eukaryota, Fungi, Ascomycota, Sordariomycetes, Glomerellales, Glomerellaceae.
AUGCCGCUAGCCCAUUCAGAACAUCCAAUGGCACGCCGUGCUGGAGGCGCCGCCGUCCAAUUGCCAUUCUUCCUGCAGCAGAACCUUGCCCGUACCGGCUUGGACCUGCAGCGGCGCUACAGUCCGGCUCGUUUUAUCCCCCACCGCCGCGAUGCCGCCCGAGAUGCGGUGAAAGACCGCCCCGCUCCGUUCCAUGUGGGAAGUCAACCAACAAAUGCCUCCUCACGCGGCAACCGGCUGGGAUACCGCUUCUGCUUGCCAUUCGAUACUGACUGCCUCCUCUCAACGCUGCCUGUCGUGCUAUCGUGCCCAUCAUCCGAUGUCUACACUACUCCCGUCACCAUUCAACAUGUGUGGUGGCUCACCAGCCAGCCAACCAUCCGCGCUCUCUCCGCCUUACGGUUUCACCUUUCUCCCGUACAUCCCCGUCAGCUGGCCCUCCGACCCGUCAGACAUAUUCUCCAACGUUCGAAUGAAACGCUGACCCAUUCAGCACUCCUCUAG